AGCUGGAGGAUCAAUACACCGAGAAACAGUCCUGUCCUUGAGAGAAGGGGGAAACGCCGUGGUACUGCCGGUGAGAAGAAAUACAGAGUUAGCUUCACAGUAACGUCGUAACAUUUUUUUUAUUUUACAUUUCGGACCAGCAGCCGUCAGCGACAAUGAACGGGCAGAUGAACGGUUUCCAUAACUCCCUCAUUGACGAGGACUGCUUCUUGUUCACCUCGGAGUCGGUCGGGGAAGGACAUCCCGACAAGAUUUGUGAUCAGAUCAGUGAUGCAGUUCUAGACGCCCAUCUCAAGCAGGAUCCGGAUGCCAAAGUUGCUUGCGAGACUGUUGCCAAGACUGGGAUGAUCCUGUUGGCUGGUGAGGUGACAUCACAUGCCACAGUGGACUACCAGAAAAUUGUUCGCGACACCAUUCGGCAAAUUGGAUACGACGACUCCUGCAAAGGCUUUGACUAUAAGACUUGCAAUGUUCUUGUGGCCUUGGAGCAGCAAUCUCCUGACAUCGCUCAGGGUGUUCACAUUGACCGCAAUGAGGAGGACAUUGGCGCAGGUGACCAGGGCUUGAUGUUUGGAUAUGCCACAGAUGAGACAGAGGAGUGUAUGCCUCUCACAAUUGUCCUUGCCCACAAGUUGAAUGCCAAGAUGGCGGAGUUGCGCCGCAAUGGCACACUUCCAUGGCUCCGGCCAGAUUCAAAGACCCAGGUUACUGUUCAGUACCGCCAGGACCGUGGCGCCAUGCUUCCAGUGCGUGUGCACACUAUUGUGGUCUCUGUUCAGCACGAUGAGGAUAUUUGCCUGGAGGAGAUGAGGGACGCCCUGAAGGAGAAAGUUGUCAAGGCUGUUGUUCCCUGCAUCUACUUGGAUGAUGACACCAUCUACCACCUGCAGCCCAGCGGGCGAUUUGUUAUUGGAGGCCCACAGGGUGAUGCUGGCCUGACGGGGCGUAAAAUCAUUGUUGACACUUAUGGAGGCUGGGGAGCCCAUGGUGGUGGUGCCUUCUCUGGGAAGGAUUACACUAAGGUGGACCGCUCUGCUGCUUACGCUGCACGCUGGGUGGCCAAAUCUCUGGUGAAGGCUGAGCUCUGCAGGAGAGUGUUGGUCCAGGUGGCCUAUGCUAUUGGAGUUGCCCAUCCCCUCUCCAUUUCAAUCUUCCACUAUGGUACCUCCCACAAGAGUGAGAGAGAGCUGCUUGACAUUGUGAAGAGGAACUUUGAUCUCCGUCCAGGAGUUAUUGUCAGGUAAUGUAUAACAUCGUAAGCCACCUGCUACUCAAUGAAACAACAGUUCCUGGCUUCUUCUUCAUUCCUGUGCCUUAGAGUUGUCUCUAUACCCUGCCCAGGAUUUAGUUAAUUUAAUUCAGUUGGACUCUUCCGAACCAAUACCAAUUUCUUCUUGCUGCAGCUAGCAUUUUGUUCAGCUUCUGAGAUGGAAAGCUGAGUUUGCCAUAGCUCUUUGUACUUAACUACAUGGCAUAGUGUUUAAGGUUACACAUGGGCUUUAGUGGGGCAAAAGUAUAAUUUAUUAGCGUAGACGUGUUUAGAUAUCCAGCCUAAUGAAGCCAUGAAGCUCAUAGGUAAGUGUCCUGUCGUAAUUUCGGUGGGUAUAUUUUCUGUCUGCAAGCUGCAGUCAAAACACUGCUCAGGGAUUAGUUUAGAUGGUAUGUUAAGUGAUUAAGUUUUUCUCCUCACCAGCUGGUCUAACAAACCUGUCUUUGGUUUUUUUUUUUUUUUUUAUUAUUUUAUUUUUUGUGGCUCUCGACAGUCCACCGGCAAAUGUGAGCGUUGUGUAUGUGUGUGAGUAUAAAUAUGUGCAUUUGAGGUCGCUGGCUGUGACUGCUGCUAAGUAUGUUGAUUAUGUAUUCCAGGGAGCUGGAUCUGAAGAAGCCAUUGUAUCAGAGGACCGCAGCCUAUGGCCACUUUGGCCGAGACUCCUUCCCAUGGGAGGUGCCCAAAAAACUCAAAUACUAAACUUGUUAAGCUUUUCCCCCCAGGCUUGUUGGUGUAUACUACAGAGAAGCCUCCAAGGUUCCGGGGGUGAAAUGCCCCAAUAUCUCCCAUAAUGGUAUCAUUUAACACAUGACUCCCUUCCUCCCUCCUUAUCUUGUUACUGUUUCACACUCGGUCAUAGGGGGCAUGCCUCAUACUUGAUGUUUAAAGAAAUGGAUGAGUUCCACAAACUCAUGCACCCCUGUACUUCAUGUUCUCUCACAUCUUGGGAUUCCCCUGCUUCUCGUUGUGCUAUACCUUGAAUAGCUGCAUUCAGUUGUUGUCCUUUAGCAUUCCACACUUGUCGAUUAUCGUCCGCCUUUUCAGUGUAAUAGCGGUAGCAUAUUAGGCUAUAUGCGAUACCCCUCUUAAUUUACUGGUGCUACUGAUGCAAGGAGUCUGUGCAACAUCAAACAUUUUCAAGUCCAUUUAGAAGCAUAAUUUGAUCGUUAAAGGAUCCUCUGAUCUGGCGCCUUCCUAAACAAGUGUAGCCUUUGUCGCAACAUUCCUCCUCUGUCAAUCUGGUACAACUAUUCCCCGACCCAGUGUCCUCUUAUCUUAAUUUGUGGUUUGUUUUUUUUUGUUUGUUUUUUUUAGCUUUAUUCCCAUGUCUUUGUGGAGGAUGCUAGAAUGGCAAGAUUAAAAUUCAGAUUGCUGUUUUCAUAAAAAUGCUAUGCAUUUCAGGCUAAGGGGCAAGCCAAAUCCUAAUUAUUCAUGCUCUCAAAUGAGCAUAAAGCCUCAGAUGCCCCUACAGACCUUUGCUGUUUUCUGACGUAAUACAGAAAAGUCAGAAGCUGCUAUGUCACUGCUCUGGUCUGCAGAGGUAUCAGUUAUACUUGAUAGCGAUGGUAAAAUUGGAUUGUUAUGCAUCAAAUUCAAUUCUAAAUGUAGUUUUACUCGCUUUUUUUAUGGUUUGAAGUGACUAAAGGCCAUUUUACUCCUUUUUAAGUAUAUUGAUUGCAGGUGUAGCUACAGAGAAACCUGGUUCCCAUCUUUAUUCUCAAAGGAGUAUGGUUGUUGCCACGGUCUUAUUGGCUAAGACUCAAACCUCAACACUAUUUAUUUGUUCUCUGAAACUCAGCGUGGAUACAGAGAAGCUGAGGUUUCAGGAGGCAGCUUUAAACACCUGGUUAUUGAAUCUUGAAUUCCUUUUUUGACUUGAGCAUUUUUCAGUAUUUGGCUUGAGGCUCCAGAGUGUUGUACAGAAAAGCUUUGGUCUGUCUCAGCUGGCUACUGUUAACUACAACCUUCUUUUUAAAUUUUGGGACUGGUUCUUAUUUUUAGUUCAUUUUAAAAAAAAAAACUCAUUACAAUGCCUGGUGCAUUCGUUGGCUCUGACUUAUCCCCAUUAUGGAAUGGCAAUAUUUGGUUGGUGUAGUACAGAGAAACCGACCUCGUUUACAUGGCCAUUCCAUGUGUGGGAUAGUUCUCAUCCCGUUGGCUACAGUAAGUGUGUAAGAGUGCCUUUUCUAUUUCCUCUAUGCCCCCAUAUGCUUUUCUCCCCUCCUGCACACAUGCGUGAAACUUUCAGAGGAACAAGUUGCUCAUACUGUGUCAUGUUUCAUGUCUAGACUGGGUGGUUUCCUUAUGCUCUGUAAUAAACGACUACUCCUUUCAAA
This is a messenger RNA of Micropterus dolomieu (smallmouth bass), 3606 nucleotides long. It is a transcript of the gene mat2ab, whose product is annotated as methionine adenosyltransferase II, alpha b. The coding region runs from base 156 to 1244 and encodes 362 amino acids. The transcript is spliced from 8 exons. The record is from RefSeq and is a predicted model, not a curated record. Gene Ontology annotation, cellular component: cytosol; methionine adenosyltransferase complex. Gene Ontology annotation, molecular function: methionine adenosyltransferase activity; ATP binding. Gene Ontology annotation, biological process: S-adenosylmethionine biosynthetic process. NCBI's taxonomy places the organism in Eukaryota, Metazoa, Chordata, Actinopteri, Centrarchiformes, Centrarchidae.